Messenger RNA from Macadamia integrifolia, 5242 nucleotides. RefSeq names its product protein RST1-like. Gene Ontology annotation, biological process: regulation of post-transcriptional gene silencing. The transcript has 14 exons. Bases 1 to 5037 code for a protein of 1678 amino acids. NCBI's taxonomy places the organism in Eukaryota, Viridiplantae, Streptophyta, Magnoliopsida, Proteales, Proteaceae. The record is from RefSeq and is a predicted model, not a curated record.
AUGGGACGAGAUGCAGAUGAGUUGGCAGGCAUGUACCUAUCUGAGCAUGAACGAAGCAGGUACUUCCUUUCACCAGAUGUCCAAAAGCCACCCGCAAUUAACAAGAGCAUGAAGGGAUUAUCAGCGUCUAUUGCAAAAGAGCAACAAGAGAAGACACCUUUGACCAAUGAACUAGUCAAAAGUUGGCCAUACAUCGACAAGGACAAUUUUAUACCCUAUGCACUUGAAGAGCAAAUGAAAACAGGAACAGUAAAUCUGGUGGCUGAAUGCGAUCAUGAUCCUAAUGAGAUUAAUGAUGGUGAUAGUGAUGGUGAGCCUCGACCGUUCUAUGUGAUAUGUCCUCUUUUGACUACACAAAAUAUUCCUAAGGAGGAUGAUUGGCGCCAUAACAGUAUCUUUCAAACCAGGGUGCUAUGCAAUGAUAGUUUGUGUAAUAUGAUGAUUGACCCCGGUAGUUGUACCAAUGUUAUUGUUGAAGAUGCUAUUCGCAAGUUGGGUCUAAAAACUGAGCCUCAUCCGAAUCCCUACAAGACCACAAAUCUCAACCGUCAACUUCAAAGAUGGGAUAUGCCCAAAGUAUCCCGCAAAGAAAUUUACGACAGAGAUUGGACUUCUUGGGAGACCAUCAAAACUGUUGAACUAACCAUUAACUUUACUCCAGAAACAAAAGAGAUCACACUUUUCGAUCCAAACUCUUUACAAGGACUAUAUACUAAAAACAAAUUUAAUUAUGUCCAUAUCGGCCUCGUUCAAGUGGCCAUCAAACCCCUUCACCGUGAAGGACUCAACACAUCUUUGCUGUCAGCCCUUCGUGACCAAAGGUUUCUUGAAUUCAAUGAUUCCCUUUUAGGAGCCAUUGAAGCCAGCCUUUGCUAUGGACCAGUACACUUCAAUGUUUACCCAAACAUGUCUGUAGCCCUUGAGGACCCAAAUAUUCGUCAUUCUUUCAAAAUCAACCUCAAAACCCAUGGAUACAAAUUGAUGCAUGGAUCCAUUCCUAUUUCCAUCAUCCAUCGAAUCAAAUACAAAGCUAUAAAAACUGUUCGACCUCGUGCCCUUCGGACUUCUCCUAAAGGCCAAACCCUUUACCUUGAAACUGAUUGUAUGCACGGUCAAAUUGUUUAUCCCAAACUUGUUCAGUGGAAAGACAUCUCUUUUCCUGAGGAAUGGCAAAUGCAAACUACUACCAUUCCACCUCAAAUUUCAAAUACCAAUAUUCAGUCUAUCACCCAAGACUUGGAUGGUUUAGUUUCCAUUCGGUUCGACAGAAGGCCUCCUCCUCCUGUCUACCAAACCUCCAGAAGAUCGUGUUCUGAUGUUUCGUCUUCCUCCCAGAAAGACGUAACAACCAGAGUACCUAUUAAUGAUUGGAUUCCUCCUCUUAGGACUCCACCUCAUUAUUCAAAUCUCUCUGGGCUUUACCAAACCCAAAAUAUUGUCCAUGGUACCUAUAAUGUUUCAUCAUCUGUAUCUGAACCAACCCACUCUGAACAACAACAAACUAAUCAAAAUCAAUCCCAAUCCCCGACUCCUUCUGAUGUUGCUCCACCCGAGCAAAGCUCUGGAGUCUACAUGAUUCAGGAUGAUCAGGAAUACCAAAUUGACAAACCUUUUCUUAGAAAUGAUUUUGAAUCACCAAAACACAAAGAAAAACAAGCCCCUCAAACACCAGUCCAAAGCCAACCAACCGUUGAAUCUGCCAUUCGUAAUGGUGGUAUUCUCACCCUUGAAGGAUAUUCUUCGGAUUCAUCUUCUGAUUCUGAGUCCGAUGUUUUCCCUCAAAUUAAUCAAAUUGGUCAAAGUUCCACACAAAACCCAACUUUCCCAGACCUUCAAAUUGAAGCAAGAGGAAAACCCGCUCAAGCUUCUUAUCAAAGUGGCAUCAUCUAUGAGUGGAACAUAGAUGGUCUGUCCGAACAUAAUCUCAUGAACAAAUUACAGGAAAUGACUAUGGUCAGCAAUGCACACCGUAUUCAGAAUACUGAAGAUAGUGCAGUUGCUACUUUACUUAUUUCCGGCUUUACUGUCCAACUCAAAGGUAAUCCUUCUCGUCUCAAAGAUAGAACUGCUGAGCAGUUAUCAAACCUUAGAUGCAAAAAACUUCAUGAUUUCAAAUGCUGUGAGGAUUGUGCUCCCAAAUCUGUCCGGAUGCUUCGUGCAUCACCCAAUUCAAAUAUUUUUGAUUAUAUCGAUAAUUUGACAGACCCAGAACAAAAGAAGGCCUUUGAUUCAGGAGCAAAUGCUAAUUGUAUCAACAAAGGUGCCAUUCCAACCCAGUUCUAUGAACGAACGACCCAACGCCUCAACACGGCUAAUGGAUCUGGGUUGAAUGUCCAAUACAAACUCUCAAAUACCCAUUAUUUCCAGGUUUUGCCUCCAUCUGCUCAUGCAAUAACAGCAACUGCAUCAAAAUUCCUACUGAAGUGGUUGUUUCAAUAUGAACAUGAAUACAGGCAAUGGUCUGCUGCAAUUGCGCUAGGUUUGGUCUCUCGUUUUUUACAUGCAACUGAUCGCAAGCCAAAAUUUCAGAUCAUUGCUGGACUUCUUGAGGUUGCUCUUGGUAGCAAGAAUACUCUUGUCAAAGGAGCCUGUGGGGUUGGCUUAGGUUUUACUUGUGAAGAUCUCUCUAGCACGGUUACAGCUUCUGAUGAUUCUGACUUGGAAGGAAAAACUGACAGGGUGAAGGAAGCCAACUUACUUGGAAAAAUUGUUAGGACUAUAUCACUGAUGAUAUGCCAGCAUGUUCCUUCUUCAUCUGAUUCUUUGCAGAGCCUCUUGGAAUAUUUUCCUUUGGAUCCUAACGAUAAUGAUACAUACAUAGGUCCUGACUUAUCCAGUAACAACCAUGAAAACCUGGGGGAAGAUUUAUGGGGUGUUGCAGGACUCAUUUUGGGUCUAGGAAAUUCCAUCAGUGCAAUAUACAGAUAUGGGGCACAUGAUGCUGUGCUCAAGAUAAAAUCCUUGUUUAUAUCAUGGAUUCCUUGUUUGAAUGCUGCAAUUCGUAAUCCUUGUGGCGACAGGGAAGAUCCUGAGAUACCAUUAUCUGUGGGAUCCUGUCUUGCACUUCCCAUUGUAGUGGCCUUUUGCCAGAGAGUAGAGCUUAUUGGUGAGAGUGAAGUAGACCAUUUAGUCGCUGGCUACAAGGAGCUAAUAGGUGAACUUUUGUCUCUGAAGAAAUCUGGUACUUUCCAUCAGAGUUUGUUGAUGGCUUCUUGUAUUGGAGCUGGAAGCUUUGUCUCAUGCAUUUUGAGUGAAGGUGUGCAUCCAAUCAAAGUUGAAGAUGUGAUGAGCUUACUAGAAAUGCUUAGAAAAUGUUAUACAUGCCCAUACCCUCCCAUCGUGUAUUUAGGUGGGAUGCUUGGAGUUGUUAAUGUAUUGGGUGCAAGUGCAGGAACUCUGACUUUUGUGUAUCCUCAGCCUCCUCUACGAACUGGUUAUGGACAAAAGGAUUCGUGUUAUAUCAGGGAGCCUAUACUAGCAAGUCCUGUUUGUGAGCCACAAUUGUCAUCAUUGGUGCAAGAGAUAUUUUUGGUUUCACGGGAUUCUAAGGAUCAGCAGCUCCAAAGAUAUGCAGCAUGGGCACUUGCAUUUCUGAGACAUCGUUGGUGGUCUAAGGAACUCCAAACUGCGAAACAUGGUUCCCAGAGUAAUCAAAUUGAUUCUGGGAAUGUUUCACAAAGCUUUCCAGAGGACAGUGUGGUCUGGAAGCUCUGCAUGUGGUUGAUGAAUCUCAACUCUAUUGGGGAAGGUACUACCGCACAUGUAAACACAGUGGCAACCGUUCUAAGGAGCUUGUCACGAGCUCCCCGAUUACCAUCCUUGGAUUGGGGAGUGAUCAUUCGACGCUGCAUGAGAUUCGGUGAUCAAAUUUCUGGCAACCUAUGCCCAGAUCCAGCUGUUCAGAAAGUAACGCUUCGAGAGGAUUGCAUACUGUUCUCAUUGGCUCAUGCGAAUCAAAUUAAUCCCCUCCUACUUUUCCUGGAUGAGCUUUCUGACCUCUCUAGGUUCAGGACACUUGAAUUGAAUCUGCAGUUAAUUUUGCUCUGUCAUCUGGCUGACCUGUCAAAAAUCUUCUCAGUUUCUAGGCUGGAGAAACUUUUUGAUGAUAUGGCUGACUAUAUACGUUCUCCAGUGUCUUCAUACCAUGCCUAUAACUCAGAUCAGAAAAGUCUGUUGCGAAUUUCGUUCUGGAAGGGCCUGAACCAGUGUCUUGAUCAAGCAUUUGCCGAGUCUCAGGAGUAUGUAACAAAUAUGGAGAAGUGCAUGGAGUUUUUGUUUGCUUCAUUGCCUGUGUUGCCUUUUGAUGCCACCAUAAGACUGGAACAGGCAAAUUGCAUGGAUGAGUGGUCAGAGGGGGUUACCUGUCUUGGAAAGGCUCCAAGGCGGUGGUUAAUGGAUCUUCUGGAGGUUCCGGAGGGGGGUAUGGUACAAGGAAGCCACUUUACUGAACUUGUGAAAAGAAUUCAAGCAAGAACCAAGCUAGUUAUGAUUGGUUCAAUUCCACUGACUGAGCUUGGAAAACUAAAAGCAUCCAUUCUGAACACAGAAUCAGAUGGUAUCUGGGAUGUACUAGUAGAAGUUGCUGCUGCUCUACAAUGUGCAGAUGGAGGAAUCAAAAGACAGUGGCUUAUAGACGUGGUAGAGAUUAGCUGUAUAACUAAGUAUCCUUCCACGGCACUACAGUUUCUUGGCUUGCUGUCUGGCAGCUGGUGUAAAUAUAUGCCUCUUCUGAUUCUGGAUCCAAUUUCUGUGUUAAGUGACUUGCCAGUCACACUGCCUUCUCUUUUGUCAGACAGCAGCUGGAAUUUUGUUGCAGAAUCUGUAGUAUUGAAUCUAUGGGCAUUGAUGGAACGCAUUUGUGACUGGUCCACAAGCUUAGGAAGUGGCAGUGAUGUCUUUAGGCCGCAGGAUAUCGAUAAAAGCGAAGACGGAAUGGCUGUUCUACUCAUGCGUGUAAUGCAUCACAUCUUUGUUUCUUUACUAGAAUAUUUACCAUUCCAAAAGCAGUUGAAGCUUGCUAAUUUGAUGGUCCCUUGAACAUGUGAUUAGCCAUCAGACUACUUCCCAAAUCAAUCCUUACAAGCCUAUAUCCAUGAAGUGUGGCUGGUCACAAUCCAAGCCUAAUGAACUUAAGAUUGAUUCUGAUGUAGCAUUGGAUAUUUAACAGGCUGGAGUUGGUUCUUUAUUUUAUUUUUUAUUUUUUUAUUUUUUAAUGAGAAGAAAGUUUCAUAUUAACAUAAAA